CACACACCUUCCUGCUUUCUUUCCGGCUUCUUCUGCGCGUGCGCGUUGCUGCGACGCUCCUCUAGUCCUUUCCCUGUGCGGCGGAAGUAUUUUCUAUUCAAACUAUGGCUGAUGAAGUGGACUUCACCACUGGAGAUGCUGGUGCUUCUGCCACCUACCCAAUGCAGUGUUCUGCACUUCGCAAGAAUGGCUUUGUGGUACUGAAGGGACGUCCCUGCAAGAUUGUGGAAAUGUCAACUUCCAAAACUGGCAAACAUGGUCAUGCCAAGGUCCAUCUAGUUGGCAUUGAUGUGUUCACUGGCAAAAAAUAUGAAGAUAUCUGUCCUUCUACUCACAACAUGGAUGUUCCAAAUAUCAAGAGGAAUGACUAUCAACUGAUCUGUAUACAGGAUGGCUACCUCUCUUUGCUGACAGAAAGUGGUGAAGUUCGCGAGGAUCUGAAGGUGCCAGAAGGUGAUCUAGGCAAAGAAAUAGAGGGAAAAUACAACGCAGGUGAAGAUUUCCAGGUGUCAGUCAUGUGUGCAAUGAGUGAAGAAUGCGCUGUAGCCAUAAAACCUUGCAAAUAAGACCAUCUGGAUUUUAGCAGUUGCUCAGGUCCCAGCAAUUGCAGAUCUUGUAUUUUAGUUCUGAUUAUCACCAAAGCUAUAACCUUCACUAGCAACCUCGUGUCUUUGUUUGAAAAUAGUGCUGACUAAUGUUGCAAGCCAUUUGGCAAUAUUGAAAUUGCUGAAGUUCAAGUGCUUACAGGAAUGGCAAGGCAGUCAAAACUGUCAUUUUAGAUCAUGAGGUAUUAAAAACUAGUAUGCUUUGCUCAAAUGAGACUGUAUAGCAGUGCCAAUACCAAGGUUUGUGUUUAAGCAACAAAUAGCAUUCAAGUACAAAAUUUUAAAUAAAUGAAAAUAACAAAUUUUAUCUUAAACAUGGAAAAAAUGUGGCUUGCACUGAACAGUGAAUAGUUAUUGAGCUUAGAGACAAGGGAACUCAUGUGAUCAAAAUGCCAGUGCUGAUAGCCAUGUACAACAAACUGUAUCUCUGUAGUCUUGCUGGCUCACUCUUAACAUGUCACCAUUUGCCUGUGAUGCAAACAUCCAGAAUAUUGGAUGCUUUCAUACUAUGGUUAAUAGUGCACAAAAGCGCGGGGUGUGUGUGUGGGGAGAUUCACUAGAGGCCUUUGAUUUCAACAUGGGAGUUCAGCCACUCUUAUAAUUUAAAAGAAGGGAAUGCCUCAAGUGUUUCAGUAUUAGGCAUACAUGUUUUGGAUUUUAACUCCUUAGUUUUGUAGCACAAGUAGACUUUUUGACUUCUUUUUAGGAAUUGGAGCAGAAGUACACAUACUGGCGGCUUGUAUGGAGGCUACAUUUGAACCUUGAUUCACCCAACAGAAUUUAGAUCAUGGGUUGUCUAAUCUUGUAAAGAACUAUGACAAAGUACUCUAUCAGACAUGGGGACAUCAGGGCUAUGUUAUAGGUCACUGAUCUAAAAUCUACUUGUGCAGGACUUGGUAACACUGAACAGGCAAAUGCCUAAUCACUAAUACGCAUAUUGUCUACUUGAUCUUCCACUUGGAAGAUCAUGCUUCUGCUUAGUUAGCAUUUGGGGAAACCUAAUUACUUAAAUUUGCCUUAAAUGUUGGUAGCAACUGACAACUUGAACUAGUGACUGGGUUCUUAAACAUGCGUAGUUCAUUAUUGGCAGCUUUUGGGGGGGUGAAAACAGGAUUUUGAGUUUCAGUUAGGAAUAUGGUUGCCGAUAAUCAGUGAAGUUAGACUAGAGGUGUAAAUAAAGUGCAUCAGGGUCUUGCAAGUAUCUAUGCAGAGAAGGGGCACAAUACAGAUUGGUUUGGCAAUAAACACUUUUGAACAAAGCACAGUCUUGAUAUAAUGGUAUGUAACUACAUGUUUUGAGAUCUAGCUCCUAGAAAGCUGAAGGAUUUUAGCACAUUGUUAGAGUCUAAUCAUGUGAGUGUUCCUAGAUAGUUGGUUCUUAAUAUUCACGGUAGGAAUGGGAAGUUCCAAUUUCAAACAUUGACUCCAUUAGCUAUUAUCAUUAGUCAUGAUCAAAUGUCAUGCAGCUAUCUACCGUGCCUGAGCAGCUGAGAGAAGUACUGGUAUAUUAUCUGAAGAGUCCUAACAUCUUACUGCUUGCAUCAUCUUAAGGAUGCAUGCAAUGGAAAUGACUUGAGGCAGCUGGCUUAGGGAAAUACUUUACUUAAAAUGCCCCUCUACCCUUUGGGAAAGGCAAUGUCUUAAUUUCAACUUGGCAUUUGGUGAUCUAGAACCUCAGGAUAUCUAGGUUAGAUGGGGAAGAAAUGGCAUCUGCUAGGUAGGUCAUAAGUAUGGUACAGUUUGGCAUACAGCUGUGCAAUCUCAUUACUUCAAACUACGGUAUUUACAAUAAGACAAUAGCAAAGCCAUUUCACUUGUGGAGAGCAAUCUUGUCUACAAACCCACCAGGUUUACAAUAAACUAACUUUGCUAAUAAAAGCUUAAUGCUGUAUUUUUCAGGUUCUUUAAGCUAUUUCAGGGUAAUCACGUUUCUCUAAAUCCACUUUUAAAUAGUUUUUACUUUGUGGUGGGAACAAAUUGCAUUUAGUUCUUAAGGGCAGGCUCAAGUUCUUCUAACAAGCUACAAGCCAAAAUGAAGGCUGAACAACUCAAUCCUGCUGUUACUUUUUAAGGGUGCAAGCUUUCUUGUUUUGGGUCCAUGAUGUUCUUGUUUGGUGUGCUGUAGGUUCUCUUGCCUCAAAUGUUAGGGAAUUCUUUUUUAAACAACCCAAAUUUACCUCUUGGAUGUUUUGUCUUGUGUCUUUGUGUUCAACAAAACCACUGCUAGUUGAGCCAUGACUUGAAUAUACUCUUCUCAGGGCUGCUCUUGUGAAGAAUUGAAAGAGCUUAAGUUGAUUAUUUUAACAAAGCUGCUUGAAAGUCUUACAGGGUUUUGUAUUCCAUAAAUUUAUAGCAUGCCUAUGAUGCAAGUAGAGUUUUAGUAUAUCGAACCUUAAUCUAAAGGAGUCAAAAUAUUGUGACCAAGCUAUUCUAGUGACUAGAUGGCAUGUCUAAUUGCAGUAAAGCUUUACGUGUUGGAAUGUUGGCUGUGUCUAGAAACAUUAAUAGAACAAGCUGUGCUUAAAUAUUUCUUUCUAUAUAAAGUACAAAAUUCUCAUUCAUUAUAUUUUAAUCAAUAUUUUCCGCAGUGCAACUCAGACACUGAUCUCUGUGGCUGACAGGAGUAUCUAGGCCUUGUAGAACUCUGAACUCGCAUAAUCAGUGACUGUUACAUUAAAAACGGACAUAUUAUUGUAAACAAAUGUGCAGAGAAAGGGUUUUUAUAUUUGCCACAAAUGGAUGUUCAGACAAGUAUGCAAUAUACAUACUGGCUAGUGAAUGGAUGCAGUGUUCAUUGUACAAGAGUGACCUUGACUUUAAAAGCAAAACUUGAAAGGUUUGUACUUUUUCUGCAUUUCUGUAAUAGUGAAGUAUUCAUGUGUUAAGAGUUCUUUGGCUUUUAACAACUGUUUUAUUGAAAUGUUUGAAUUAUGAUUUGGGUCACAGUAACGAGAAUAAAGUUUAAACUUAAA
Messenger RNA from Elgaria multicarinata webbii, 3577 nucleotides. It is a transcript of the gene EIF5A2, whose product is annotated as eukaryotic translation initiation factor 5A2. The transcript has 5 exons. Gene Ontology annotation, molecular function: RNA binding; translation elongation factor activity; ribosome binding. The coding region runs from base 105 to 566 and encodes 153 amino acids. The record is from RefSeq and is a predicted model, not a curated record. Gene Ontology annotation, biological process: positive regulation of translational elongation; positive regulation of translational termination; translational elongation. NCBI's taxonomy places the organism in Eukaryota, Metazoa, Chordata, Lepidosauria, Squamata, Anguidae.